UGCCACCAACCUUUACGUCCUCUGAAAAGUCUUCAGUCUUCUAUAGCCACCAAGAACCCACAAAUAACAAUUCCGAAAGUCUUCAGUUUGAUCUGUCAAACUCUGAUUUCCAAGCUUUUCUACAGUCUUGUUGACCCCCAUAUUAGACGCACUCUCUCUCUCCUCCCUCCUCGCACACGGCAGAAGCAUCCUUUGCGCUCUCUCACGCACACCCGUUCUUGUUUUGCUUCAAGGUUUCAGUAUUCUUUCGCUCUCUGUCUCUGCAAAAUGGGUCUGUUCUCUCUCUCCUGUUUACUCCUUCCCAUCUUCCUGUCUCUGAGCCCAGCACUCUCAACCAACUCGGAAGGAAAUGCUUUGCAUGCUUUGAGAACCAGGCUCUCAGAUCCGAACAACAUGCUUCAGAGCUGGGACCCGACCCUGGUCAAUCCCUGCACUUGGUUCCAUGUCACUUGUGACACCAACAAUCAUGUAAUUAGAUUGGAUUUGGGUAAUUCUAAUGUCUCUGGGACUUUAGGGCCAGAGCUCGGCCAGCUCAAGCAUCUGCGAUACUUGGAGCUUUACAUGAAUGGUCUGGUGGGGAAAAUUCCAAAGGAGUUGGGCAAUUUGAAAAAACUGGUCAGCAUGGAUCUAUAUGGCAACAAAUUAGAAGGACAAAUACCAAAGGCCUUUGCUAAGCUGAAGUCACUUAGAUUUCUCCGUCUCAACAACAAUAAGCUCACGGGACCAAUACCGAAGGAACUCACCACCCUCUCAAACCUCAAAGUCCUUGAUGUUUCUAACAACGCUCUCUGUGGAACGAUUCCCGUGGAUGGUCCAUUCGCCAGUUUCCCAAUGGAAAGCUUCGAGAACAACCGGCUCAGUGGACCAGAGCUGAAAGGACUGGUGCCGUAUGACUUUGGAUGCUGAUGAAGGCUGACUUGCUUGCAUAUCACAUCUAGGACUCUAAAAUAUAAGCUGGUCAUGGUGGCAAUUCAAACUCGGUCGAUCUCAGAGACAUACACAGCAACAUUAUGAUUGGUGUGUUAAUAGUCGGAACGUACCUGCAAGUUAGCAGAAUAAAAGUAUAGCGCUCGGUAAUGUAUUUGCGACAUUCAGGCUGCGUGCGUGCGCGAAUGCUAACACUACGCACGGCGCAGUAUGUUGGGUAAGCACAGCAAUCCUUUCAUCUA
Messenger RNA from Syzygium oleosum, 1169 nucleotides. Its product is annotated as leucine-rich repeat protein 2-like. The record is from RefSeq and is a predicted model, not a curated record. Bases 268 to 906 code for a protein of 212 amino acids. Lineage: Eukaryota; Viridiplantae; Streptophyta; Magnoliopsida; Myrtales; Myrtaceae. Gene Ontology annotation, molecular function: protein binding. The transcript has 7 exons.